Cornus florida is the source of this 872-nucleotide messenger RNA. RefSeq names its product NADPH:quinone oxidoreductase-like. Gene Ontology annotation, molecular function: FMN binding; oxidoreductase activity. Gene Ontology annotation, cellular component: cytosol. The transcript has 3 exons. NCBI's taxonomy places the organism in Eukaryota, Viridiplantae, Streptophyta, Magnoliopsida, Cornales, Cornaceae. The coding region runs from base 63 to 653 and encodes 196 amino acids. The record is from RefSeq and is a predicted model, not a curated record.
GAACUAUCUGGUGAUUGAAAGGCUGCAGCAGAAGUGAGAGAAAAGAUUAUACAGAGAGAGAAAUGGAAGCAGCAGCGGCCAAACCAAUCAUCAAAGUCGCAGCUCUCUGCGGAUCUAUUCGCAAAGCUUCCUUCAAUCGAGGCCUCCUCCACUAUGCGAUUAAGCUAUCCAGAGAGUCUAUCAACGGUUUACAGAUCGAAUACGUGGACAUAGCGCCACUGCCGAUGCUUAACACCGAUCUUGAGAAGGAUGGAAGGUUCCCGCCGGCGGUGGAGGCGUUCCGGCAGAAAAUUCUUGAAGCCGACAGCAUCCUCUUCGCCUCGCCGGAGUACAAUUACUCUGUAACUGCACCUUUGAAGAAUGCAAUUGAUUGGGCUUCAAGGCCUCCAAAUGUUUGGGCCGGUAAGGCUGCUGCUAUUGUAAGUACUGGAGAGGAUUUUGGCGGAGGACGAUCUCAGUAUCAUCUCCGCCAAAUCGGAGUUUUCCUUGAUCUUCAUUUCAUCAAUAAGCCUGAAUUUUUCUUGAACGCGUUCCAACCUCCUGCAAAGUUCGAUAGUGAUGGCAACUUGAUCGAUGAGGGGGCCAAGGAGAGGUUGAAAGAAGUUCUUUUAGCAUUGCAGGCUUUUACGUUGCGACUCCAAGGCAAGUGCUGAAUGAAAUCAUUAUGUUCAUUUCCUCCAUGGCGUUAUUAUUUGCAUCUGUGAUGCCACAGACUUGAAAUUGUUGUGCAUUUAUGUUGGGACUAAAAAAGGGGAAAAAAAAGAAGAAAAGAAUUAUGUAAUUUAUUUCCAUUUUACUUGGGAUAUUCUGUGGUGAUAUGAACUUUCUAGUCUCAGUUGCAAUUAGUGGUAGCUAGGUGGAUUCUGUUUCUA